Molecule: messenger RNA, 1238 nt
Organism: Nematostella vectensis (starlet sea anemone)
Lineage: Eukaryota; Metazoa; Cnidaria; Anthozoa; Actiniaria; Edwardsiidae
Product: calcyphosin-like protein
Exons: 7
Coding region: 165-782 (205 amino acids)
Molecular function (GO): calcium ion binding
Source: RefSeq, a predicted model, not a curated record
GGGAGUUGGCCGCGUGGCCCUAGAUCUAAUACAUCACGCCUUUCACUCUCUCUCGAAGAAUCAGCAGUUCACAGCACAACUCUGCUGUACCCAGUAUAUCUCGCUUCUCUUACCCACGUAAAGACUUUAGACCUUGAAAAUACCUGAAAAAUCAAAGUAGCACCAUGGCAGACGAAAGGGAACUCAAGAUAAAAGCUAAAAAGAUGGAGGAAAAUGCUAAAACACCCAUAGAGAAGCUCCAUGCUGCCAUGGCAGGCCGAGGUACCUGUGGUAUCAAGAUGUUUGGCAGAGCCUUCAGAAUUUUUGAUGAUGAUGGAAACAGAGCUCUAAACAUUGAUGAAUUCAGAAAAGGAAUGCAGGACUUUGGCACAAAAUUAACUGAUGAUGAAGUCAAACAACUUUUUGCUCAGUUCGAUAAAGAUGGAAGCGGAAGCCUUGACUUUGAAGAGUUUCUGAGAGCUGUCAGGCCUUCAAUGUCGAAAAACCGUGUAGAGAUCAUCAUGAAGGCCUUUCAUAAGAUGGACACAACAGGCGAUGGGGUAAUCACAAUAGCUGAUUUGAAAAAAGUUUACAAUGCUCGACAAGAUAAGAGGUAUCAGAGCGGUGAAAUGACAGAGGCUGAAGUCUUUCAGAAAUUCCUUGCUACAUUUGAGCCUGAUCCCGCCAAGAGAGAUGGAAAGGUCACCAAGGAAGAGUUCUUGGAUUAUUACAAUGGAGUCAGCGUGUCCAUUGAUGACGAUGCUUACUUCGACCUCAUGAUGCGUCAGGCUUGGAAACUGUAGUUAUGCCUUAAGUUCUUCCUUGUUAUUCUUAAGGAUAGGCUAACUUUUUUGUUCACACAUAGCAUAUAUGUAUUAUUUCUUUUUGUCUUUUUUUUUUAUAAUCCCCUAAAUAACUUUUACUAAAUGCCUUUUAUCAUUGCUUUUUAUCACACAAACCCUGAAGUAUGAGUAAGGUUCUCACCUACCUAAAUUGGAAUAAAUGUAACUUUUCAAGAAAAGCUUGAAAAAAUUGUCUAUAUUGCAACAUUGAUUGGACAAAAUCAAGCAACGUACGCAAUUUAUUACUUAUUUCUGUUCACUCCACAUAAGCAGGAAAAAAGGGAUUUGUAUUGUCUGUAAUAAGAAACAUUUUUUUAAUGUAUUUGUAAUAGAUCUCAUUCAGAAGUUUCUAUUGUAUUUCCCUGAAUAAUCUCUAGAAGGAAAUUCAAUUGAAAUAAUAAAACUGUUAACGUAUUA